CAGAGGCUGUACCGGCACUCCUAAGUUUAACUUUGCAGUAUUGUAGGGUUUCGUUACCUGUUAAUAACUCCUUCUUCAGGCUAUUUCCUGCCGUCGCGGGAGUUAAUAUAUUCUCUGAGUUGCAGCCCUACAUGCACGUGAGCAGGAGGACAGGCUACAUAUUCCCUCCGCCUGCCUCUUCACUGCCAGUAGGAAGCAACUGCGGUAACCUAAUCCCUGCGGUCAGGGCGCUGCAGCACACGCUCUCCCAAGCCUUCUGGGGCAGUUGUCUGAGGCUAAAAAUGGCCUUCGCACCCGGACAAGGUGACCCGGAAAGCACGCGGCCUCCGUGUCACAGGACGUCAGAGCUGCGGACGCUUAAAUAACUCUGGGCACCCAAGUGAAAGAUUAUCACUUGGCCCGGAUCGCCUUCACUCGUUUGCGGAAGGAGUUGAAACCUUCCCGCUGGCUCUCGCUCUGGGCACGAGACGCCCGCAUGGAAUGUGCCUGCUUACUCUCUCCCCGCUUAUUUAUGGGCGUCCCAGCCUCCUGCCGAGACUCAGAGGCUGCGCAGACGCAGCUGUCGGGCUCGGACCCGCUGCCAGCGCGUACAGUAGUCAACUGCAGAGCUUGGGCGCGCGCCUCUCGCGCGCCAUCAGAGGGUCUCGGCAGCAAAGACAGAGUUGUGGAUGAUCCUUUUUAACCUUCUAGAAACUCAGCUAACUCGGGUACAUAGGUAUUAUUUGUCUAGUUUUCAAGAAAUGAUCAAGAAAGCAGCAAUAUAUUGCCAUCCAUUAGCUAAUCACUUAAUGGAUCCAGAGGUUCAAAAAGAGAGCAGAGAAGACGACGAUGACAGGACAGUGGUUGCAGAGAUCAUGAGGAGAUGUUUUGUUCCAGCGUUUGUAACAACCGUCCCCUGGGAGGCAUUUCAUUUCGCUGGUCAUGAGAUUCGGAUCAAUGAAGCCACGGAUUGUUAUGGCGCUGUCGUUUGGCCAUCGGCCCUUGUUCUGUGCUAUUUUCUGGAAACUAACGUAAAGCAGUAUAACAUGGCCGACAAAAAUGUGAUUGAAAUUGGAGCCGGAACAGGGCUUGUCUCUAUUGUGGCGAGUUUACUUGGUGCACACGUGACUGCCACAGACUUACCCGAGGUGCUUGGAAACCUGCAGUAUAAUAUUUCCCGAAACACCAGAAUGAAAGCUAAGCAUCUGCCGCAGGUCAGAGAGCUCUCCUGGGGCGUAGCUCUAGACAAGAACUUCCCCAGGGCUUCCACCAACUUUGACUACAUCCUGGCAGCCGACGUCGUCUACGCUCACCCGUUUCUCGAGGAACUCCUCAUUACCUUUGACCAUCUGUGCAAAGAAACCACCGUCAUCCUCUGGGUCAUGAAAUUCAGGCUGGAGAAGGAAAAUAAAUUUGUAGAUAGAUUUGAGCAGUUGUUUGACCUGGAGGAGAUUUCUAGUUUCCCUAGCCUGAAUAUUAAGUUGUAUAAAGCGAUGAAGAAAAAUCUGAAGAAUGCGUGUUAUCCUCAAAGGAGGACGUGGAAAGCGAAGGCAAUUUCUGGUAGAUUAUUGCUUUAACAAAGACCCUGGAUAAUCUGAUUGUAGCACUGACUUUCCCAAGGGGAAACACACACAGAGUCACACACACAUACAGACACACACACACAUGCGCAUGCGCGUGCAUGCACCUCACCCCAGGCAGGGAUGUUCCCAGAUAUAGCAUGUGGAUCUAGAGAAUGGCAAAGCCAUUGUGUGCUAAUUGAUUAGGACAAAGUCUGCUUUCCUUAUCUUUCUAUAGCACCAUCUUUAAUUAUUAUCAUCUUUUUUUAUUAUUUUUUAUUUUAUUUUAUUUUAUUAUAAUUAUCAUCUUAAUACAUGGUGCAGUCAUUGUUAAGGUAUAACUGUUGAACAAUGGUUUUUAAUGAACAAUGGUUUUUAAUAAUGGUGUCUCUAACAUAAGCUUAUAUGAUUCUCUCUUUAGAAAUAAAGAAAUGGACUCUAGUGAGCUCACAAAUAAAUCGGAAAAGGCAGACAUAGGAUGUGAUGGUUGGUGUGAGAUUACUAUGGCUUCGUUAGUGCCAGCUUAUGGGUGGUCUGUCUUCUCUGCUUGGCAGGGUGGGUCUCCAGCCCAACCCCUGAAAUCAAUCAAGCUGGUGGAUUUGAGGUUAUGGGCAAGGACAUUUCACUCCAGUAAAUGAAAAAUGAAUAGAAGAACACAUAAAAACAGCUGAGAUUUUGGGGGGAGUUAUUGUUUUA
Molecule: messenger RNA, 2234 nt
Organism: Dama dama (fallow deer)
Lineage: Eukaryota; Metazoa; Chordata; Mammalia; Artiodactyla; Cervidae
Product: protein-lysine methyltransferase METTL21E
Exons: 5
Coding region: 669-1556 (295 amino acids)
Biological process (GO): peptidyl-lysine methylation
Cellular component (GO): cytosol; cytoplasm
Molecular function (GO): protein-lysine N-methyltransferase activity
Source: RefSeq, a predicted model, not a curated record